This is a messenger RNA of Rhodotorula graminis WP1, 5595 nucleotides long. RefSeq lists its product as uncharacterized. Gene Ontology annotation, cellular component: microtubule cytoskeleton; cell tip. NCBI's taxonomy places the organism in Eukaryota, Fungi, Basidiomycota, Microbotryomycetes, Sporidiobolales, Sporidiobolaceae. The annotation marks the transcript as partial. Gene Ontology annotation, molecular function: protein binding. The transcript is spliced from 4 exons. The record is from RefSeq and is a predicted model, not a curated record. Gene Ontology annotation, biological process: signal transduction; establishment or maintenance of actin cytoskeleton polarity.
CACUACGUCCACGAGGACGAGCACCACGCCCAAGCAGGGUACGGCCCAGACGACGACAGCGGCCUCUACUCGGACGACGAGGUCGCACAGGCCCUCCAGGGCCACACCGGCCAGGGCCGCUUCCAGUACCACCACCACGACGACCCCGACUACGCCCCCGACGACGACGACCAGCAGCAUCCCGACCACGACCAAGUCGAGGGCAACCCCGACGACAACGACCUCGACGACACGGCCUCCUUCUCCGACUCGCUGUCGUCGUCGCCCUCGAUCCCAGACGACGACAUCGACUUCAACCUCGUGUACGCCCUCCACACCUUUCUCGCCACCGUCGACGGCCAGGCGAGCGUCGUCAAGGGCGACAAGCUCCUCCUCCUCGACGACUCCAACUCGUACUGGUGGCUCGUCCGCGUCCUCAAGACCCAGGCCAUCGGCUACAUCCCCGCCGAGAACAUCGAGACCCCGUGGGAGCGCCUCGCCAGGCUCAACAAGCACCGCAACGUCGACCUCACGAGCGCGACCCAGGCCGACGUCCUGAGCGGCCCAACCUCGACCGCCGCCCAGACCCGCUUCGUCGGCCGCAUCCCGCCCUGGCAGCAGCCGCACCCGCACGAGUCGCGCCACCCGUACUCGAAAGGCGUCCCGGCCUCGCCCUCGCACAAGGACCACCCGCGCAACAUCUCGCCCUCGGGCCUCGAGCGCCCGGCGAGCAGCAAGGCCAAGACGGUCCUGUUCGCCGCGCCGACCUAUUAUGCCCACUCGGCGAGCGGCAUGACGAGCGAGGGCGAGGACGACGAGGGCGAGAGCGUCGGCGUCGGCGGCGACGAGGGCGACUUGCUCGAGGAGGAGGAGGGCGACGACGAGCACGGCGAGGUCGAGGGCCUCGGCAUCGACGAGCGCGACCUCGGGCCCGAGCGCGACGGCGACGACGACGACGAGGUCGAUGCCGAGGGCAGGCGGCGGCGGUACAGCCGGCCCGAGGACGGCGGCGACGAGGGCGGGUUCGACGAGGACGACGAGGACGAGCGCAUGCACGAUGGGAGCGACACCGACGACCGCGCCCGCGACGAGUACGGCCGGCCAGUCGCCGCCCGCUCCUCCUCCUCCUCCGCCUCCGCCUCCCACCCUCACGCCCUCACCCCCGCAUCCGCACCCGCACCCGCAUCCGCACGCCUCGCCGACACCGACGCCGACGCCGACGACCUCAGCCCCGAGUCGCGCCGCGGCCACUCGCCGUACGCGCUCGACGCGGGCGCCGUCCCGCCCGAGGCGGCCGAGCACUGGGAGCGCGAGCGCGACGCGGCGCUGCACGCGCAGCACGAGGCCGCUGCGGCCGAGGCGCGCUGGGCCCGCGGCGGCAGCGCGCAAGGUCAGGCGCACGAGCCGCGCUCGCCGUCGAGGGGCCCGCUCACGGUGCAGGACCUCGCGCCGCCCGUGUCGCACGUGCCGGCCGACCUCGAGCUCGGCAUGUCGCUGUCGCCGACGCAGCUCGCGCCGCAGCCGCACGCGCAGCGCGUCGCCUCGCCGCCGACCACGACGCGCUCGCCCCUCUCGUCGUCGGCCUCGCCGCCGCUCUCGUCCUCGACCGCGUCGGCGUCGGCCUCGGCGCUCGACGACGGCCUGUUUGUCGACCCGGCGGCGCCGACCAAGAAGCUGAGCGCGACGCCUCGCAUCGCGCGCAACAGCACGACGAGCGCCCUGAGCGCCGGCAGCGCCGCCGAGUUUGACGAGAUGCUCGGCCUCGGCAUCAACGGCGGCGAGCAGCAGCAGCAGCAGCAGCAGCGCGCCUCGACGGCGUCGCCGUACGCCGGGCCCGUCAGCUCGAGCUCGGCGCCCCGCCCGGGCUCCCUCGCCCGUCCCAGUCCCGGUCCCGGCCCUGGCGCCGGCGGGCCACCGCCACAGCGCGUGCGCGGCGUCGACCUCGUCGACCCGCGCGACCCGCGGUACGACCGCAUGCUGCAGCCGACCAAGCAGGCGGGCGAGGAUCUCGUCUACGAGCGCAUGGUCGCGCAGCAGCAGCUGCGCGUCGGGCCUGCCGCCGCCGGUGGGCCGCCGCAGCGCGCCCAGGGGCGGCCGUCGAGCGGGCUGUACGCGAGCGGCGACGAGGGCGACGAGGCGCAGCUCGGCGCGUCGGCGGGCUCGUCCAACGUCGGCGGCGAGGGCGACAAGCGCGCGUCGACGUCGGCGGACAAGAAGCGCAAGAGCGGCGGCGGCAUCAUGAGCUUGUUCCGCAAGAAGGACAAGAAGAAGAAGGGCGACGAGGGUGCCGUCGCGGCGGGAGCAGGAGGAGGAGGAGGAGCGGCGGCAGGGUUGCGCAGCUCGGAGGACAGCGCGCAGGGCGGGAGCAGCAGCCCGACGAGGGGCGCGUUCCGCCGCAGCUCGUCGUCGUCGAGCCCGAGCCUCGGCGCGAGCGAGCCCCGCUCGUCGGCCGACCGCGGCGGCAGCUCGUCCGGCCACGGCGGCCCGCCGUCGUCGUCGCGCGCCCAGGGCCCGCCGGGCGCAGCGACGGCCGAGUCGAUGUUCUCGACCGACGCGGCGCUGCGCCAGCAGGAGCUCGAGGCGCGCCAGGCCCUGUUCCACCAGUACGGCGUUCAGCGCUCGCCGGGCGACGUCAGCAACACGAUGACGCCCAGGGGCGCGCCGGGCGUCCUCGUCGUCAACGACGAGUACCAGGGCCCGAGCGGCACGAGCGUCGGCGGCCCCGGCGGCAGCAAGCGCAACUCGAUCCAGCUCCUCAACUACCCGGGCGCGCUCUCGUCGUCGUCGGUCGGCCCGAAUGGUGCGGCCGGCUCGCCGUCGGCCUCGUCGCUCGCGCCGCCGCAGCGCAUGCGCCCGGGCAGCCUCAUCGGCUCGCCCAACAUGGCCGGCGCCGGCGGCCUCGAGGUGCCUGUCCUGAGCGUCAUGCGCGUCUUUACCGGCGCCCAUAUCGACUCGGAGGCGACGUUCAAGACGGUCCUGCUCAACGCGACGACGACCGCCGCCGACCUCGUCAAGCAGGCCAUGCAGCGCUUCCGCCUCACGGGCUCGGACGUGACGCGCGACGACUUUUACCUCACGGUCAAGGAGCUCGGCGGCGACGAGCGCGCCCUGCGCGACGACGAGCACCCGCUGCGCGUGUUCGAGGACCUGUCGGACCGCAGCGCCGAGGGCGACGAGGCGGGCGGCUUCCAGCUCCCGCCGAGCGUCAAGCGCUCGUCGAUCGGGAGCAUCAACUCGAUCUCGAGCAACCUGUCGAUGCACCCGGCCAUUGCGAGCUCGGGCGUCAACGACUGGAGCGACGACUCGGCCGUCAAGUUCUACCUGCAUCGCCGCGGCGGGCCUUCGUCGCCGCUCGUCGGGUCGCAGCCGGGCGACCAGGGCGGUCCCGCCGACGCCUCGUUCGCCAACCCGUCGUCCCUCGACCACCACGACAGCACGGCAUCGUCGAGCGACGUGACGGCGACGCAGCAGCAGUCGUUCCUCGGCAGCAGCACCAGCAGCAUGGCGACGACCGCGCCGUCGUACCGGUUCGCCGUCCGCGUCCUCAUCCACCCGUCCGACCUGCCCGAGACGGUCGUGUUUGACCCGUCGAGCACGGCCAUCAUCCCUCGCGCCGUCCUCGCCGAGCGCCAGUCGCGCGCAGGCGGGUUUGCCGACCCGUCGCCGGCCCUCAUGACGCUCCCGCCGCGCGAGAAGGUCAUCUUUUUCCCGCGCAACGCCAACGUGAGCGAGGUCAUCGAGACGGCCCUCGACCGGUUUGGCAUCGUCGACGGCGUCGUGGACGGCGGCGACGAGGUCGAGGACCGCGUCAACCGCCGCAGGAGCCAGGCCCGGGUCAAGUACGGGCUCGCCGUGCAGCGCGACGGUCAAGAAUCGUUCCUCAACGCCUCGAGCAAGCUCCUCGACGCCUACUCGACGGCGCCCCUGUUCAAGGCGUACGACCGCUCCUCUCGCGAGUUCCGCCGUCGCUCGGCCGACGCGACCCUCAUCCUCGGCACGUCGAGCGACGUCCAGCCGCACGACCCGACCUUCGUCAUCCGCCGCUCGCCCGUCCGACCCGGCGCGACCAACCGCGGCGCCGCCCUCCCGCAGACGAUCGACGAGCUCGAGAAGGUGCAGCAGCGUCGUGCGGCUGCCGCACAGCACGCCGAGGACGUCGGCAGCGACGACGAGCAAGAAGUGCUCGAGGACUCGUCGCCGAACCCGGAGGCGGCCCGCGGCAAGAGCCAGCGCGACCUCAUCGCGGCGCAGCGGGCCGCCCAACGCGCCAACCAGAGCGCGCUCCUGUCGGCUCGCGGCAACGACGGCCACGGGUUCGACAUCACGGUCCCGCAGGAGGGCACGAUCCGGUCGUCGCGCGCCGACGAGGGCGACGAGGUGCGCUACUCGUUCGUCCACCAGGACGGCACCGAGACCGACAUCAGCGAGAUCGUCGAGGACGAGUGGCACGGCGGCGCGACGCCGACCAGGGCCAGCUCGUCGCCGGCACCGCCACCGCCGGCGGCGUCGUCGUCGUCGUCGUCGAUGCAGCGCCCGACGCAGGGCAUGUCGCGCGGCGCCUCGGCCGCCACGACGACCGACGCCGAGUCGUUCGUCACGGCGACGGGCUCGCUCGCGCCCAUGAGCGACGACGAGGACGACGACGAGCGCCGAGCGGUCGACGCCCUGCGGAGCACGAGCGUCGACGUCGAGCGAGCCGGCUCGCCUCGCGACCGCCUGCCUCGCUCUCUCGCCCUCAACGGCAGCGCCACCUCGGCCUCGUACCACGACGACCACCUGCGCAGCGCGCUCGGCCCUCGGCCGAUGACGAGCCCCGUCAUGGAGGGCCCGCUCCAGGAGCGGCUCGACCGGGUCCUCGCGCGCGUCAAGGAGGAGAAGGCGCGCCGGGCCGCGUCGCCGUCGGGCAGCUUUGGGUGGCGCCCGCGGUCGUACAUCAGCAACGGCGGCAGCGCGACGGCGAGCGGGCGCACCUCGCCCGCCGCGAGCACCUCGGCCCGGUCGGCGUCGGCUCUGAGCGGGCGCCGGUCGCCGUUUGGCGACGUCCUGCGCGACUCGCCCUCGAUCGACCAGCUCAUGUCGUCGUCGUCGCUGCACAGCCCUCGCACGGGCGCGUCGGGCCCGGGCUCGGGCGUUGGCGCCGGGUCCGGCUCGGCGUCGUCGCCCCGACAGCGGGCCCGCGCCGGCAGCGGCAGCACGCCGUACGAGGGCCACGCCAAAAGGGCGUCGGUCAUCUCGAUGUCGUCGGCGGGCUCGACGGCGGCGACGACGGACCAGCUCUCGACCCCGCUCACGGCCGGCUCGUCGUCGCAGCACUUUACGCCCGCCUCGUCGGCCAACUCGAACCACCGCGCCCCGUCGCAGCCGUCGUACCGCGACGACUACGGGUACGAGACGCUCGCCGCCAUCGUGAGCGCUGCGGCGGCCGCUCGUCCGGCGGUCGGUGGCGCGCGAGCAUCGUCGACGAGGGACUCGAUCGACGAGCGGCUGUUCGGGCGCGAGCUCGACGUCGACAACCUGCACCCAGAGGUGCGUCGGGCGUACGAGGUGCCCGCCAAGACGUUUGGCGACCUCGACGAGCGCCUCGACGCCCUCAUGCGCGAGCUCGUGUCCGUCUGA